AGACUUAACUUGAAGACGACGUCACCCUCACCAGCAGUCUGUGGAGUCACUUGCUGCGGCUGAGCCUGCCCCACUGCCAAGAUGAUCCUGACACUGCUGCUUGGCCUCGGGGGACCCCUGAGCUGGGGGCUGCUGGGGGCCUUGGCCCAGGCCCCAGGUAGUGGGUUCUCGGAUCCACACAAUCCAAGGCCACCUGGGGUCUGGGGGGCAGAGGCUGAGGACACCAGCAGGGAACCCAGCAGACGGAACUGGUGCCCUUACCAGAAGUCCCGGCUGGUCACCUUCGUAGCUACUUGCAAAACAGAGAAAUUCCUCGUCCACUCACAGCAGCCAUGCCCACAGGGGACUCCGGACUGCCAGAAGGUCAAAGUCAUGUAUCGUGUGGCACACAAGCCAGUCUACCAGGUCAAGCAGAAGGUGCUGGCCUCCGUGGCCUGGAGGUGCUGCCCAGGCUUUGCAGGCCCUGACUGCCAGCAUCAUGAUCCCACGGCAAUCCCUGAGCCUGAAGAUCUAGGUGAUGGCCUCCAGGAGCCUUGGGAUGGGCCAGUCGGCUUUGAACCUGGCCAGCCGGCUGCAGAGCUCAGAAGCACUAUGGAGAGGCAGGAACAUCUGCUGGGAGAUCUCCAGAAUGAUAUUCAUCAGGUGGAAGACGGCCUCUCAGGCCUUUGGAAGGCCCUGGCAAGCAACCUCACAGCUGCCACGAUUGAGGCAAAUCAGACAGAGCCUGAGGUGCCUGGUGGAUCCUUGGAGCAAGUUCUACUGCCCCACCUGAACGCCUUCCUGCAGGAGCAUUUCAGCCCUAUUUGGAGGAGCCUUAAUCAAAGCCUGCAGGGCCUCUCCCAAGCCAUGAGAAACCUGUCUCUUGAUGUAGAGGCCAACCAACAGGCCAUCAAGGGGGUCCGGGAGAGCACGGUAGCCAGGGCUGACUUCCAGGAGCUGGGUACCAAAUUCGAGAGCAAGGUCCAGGAGAAUGCCCAGAAAGUGGGGCAGCUGCGGCAGGACGUGGAGGAACGCAUGCACGCCCAGCACCUCUCCCUGCAGCAUUCCCUCUCCCAGGUCGAGGCAGACGUGGACGCCAAGCUGAAGAGGUGCCUCAAGGCCCCAGAGCCCGUGGGGGCCAACGGCAGCCUCGUCCUAGCAGCAGCAGCAGCAGCAGGGGCAGGGGCCAGGCCAGAGCCGGAGAGCCUGCAGGCCAGGUUGGGCCAGCUGCAGAGGAACCUGUCGGCGCUGCACACCGCAGCCGGCCGCAGGGAGGAGGAGUUACAGAGCACCCUGGCUGACAUGAGGGCCACCCUGGCACAGCACGUGGAUGAGAUCAAGGAGCUAUACUCGGAGUCUGACGAGACCUUCGAUCAGAUCAGCAAGGUGGAGCGGCAGCUGGAGGAGCUGCAGGUGAACCACACGGCGCUGCGCGAGCUGCGCGUAAUCCUGAUGGAGAAGUCGCUGAUCAUGGAGGAGAACAAGGAGGAGAUAGAGCGGCAGCUCCUGGAGCUCAACCUCACCCUCCAGCACCUGCAGGGCGGCCACGCUGACCUCAUCAAGUACGUCAAGGACUGCAACUGCCAGAAGCUCUACUUCGACCUGGACGUCAUCCGCGAGGGCCAGCGGGACACCACGCGCGCCCUGGAGGAGGCGCAGGUGAGCCUGGACGAGCGGCACGAGCGGGAUGGCUCGUCGCUGCAGGCCCUGAGCGGCACGGUGGCCGCGCUGUCGCAGGCGGUGGACGCGCAGCGGGCGGAGGGCGAGCGGGCGCGGGCGGACGGGGCGAGGCUGCGGAGCCAGAUGCGGGCUCUGGCCGGCGAGGCGAGCGCGCUGCAGACGGCGCACGGGGAGAUGCGGGCCGAGGUGGGCCAGCUGCACAGCUACUUCACGGCCCUGCUGGACGACGCGCUGCGUCACGAGGCCAUACUGGCCGCCCUUUUUGGGGAGGAGGUGAUGGAGCAGAUGGCGGAGGAGGCGCCCGACCCGCUGCCUCUGAGCUACGAGCAGAUCCGCGCCAGCCUGCUGGACGCAGCCACCGGUCUGCAGGAGCAGGCGCUUGCCUGGGACGCGUUGGCCGCCCGGGUGGCGGCCGUGGAGCGGGCGGCAGGGGCCGGUGGGUCCACCCCGGCGGGGCUGGCGCGGGAGCUGGAGCGCCUGGACUCCGACCUGCGGCGGGUGGGCCGGUGCUGCGAGGCUUCGGGGGUCUCCUCCCUCAACAGCUCCCUUGAGGGCCUCCACGAGGCACUGGCCACCGCCCAGCGCGACUGGGAGCAGCACCGGCGCCUCUUCCACGGCCUCUUCGGAAACUUCCAAGGGCUUGUGGCUUCCAACAUCAGCCUGGACCUGGGGAAGCUGCAGACCAUGCUGAGCAGGAAAGGGAAGAAGCAGAAGGGUCUGGAAGCUCCCCGGAGGAGGGACAGGAAGCAAGCUGAGACUUGGGCGGAUGAGCCUGUCCAGGGGCUGGUGCUUGGGGAGGCAGGCUCCCCUGUGGCCUUCUAUGCCGGCUUUUCAGAGGGCACAGCCUCGCUGCAGACCGUGAAGUUCAAUGCUACUUACAUCAACAUCGGCAGCAGCUACUUCCCUGAACACGGCUACUUCCGAGCCCCUGAGCGUGGAGUCUAUCUGUUCGCAGUGAGCGUUGAAUUUGGCCCAGGGCCGGGCACCGGGCAGCUGGUGUUUGGAGGUCACCAUCAGACCCCUGUCAGUUCCACCAAGGAGUGGAGGGGUGGAAGCACGGCCACGACCUUCACUAUGGCCAAGCUGCAGAAAGGCGAGAGAGUGUGGUUUGAGUUAACCCAGGGAUCAAUCAUCAAGAGAAACCCACCGGGCACAGCAUUCGGGGGAUUCCUGAUGUUCAAGACCUGAAUGCCAGGCACAGCCCUGACCAGAUGUCGUGGACUCGCCCAGCUCUCCUUGGCCUGGAGCUCUGGCCAGGGUUGGUCUGGAGACCAUCCAGUUGGUCUAGUUCUUCCUGGAAAACUUCUGCAAAGACGAUGCAGUAUAUGUGGCCUUCCUCUAGAUGCCCUGAGUUUGGCUAUUUCUUAAUGACAAGAAGAACUGGAAUGCUUCUGUCUGGGCAGGACCUGGCCCUGGGAAGCGUGAGCCUGAGCUUGGUGUGCCUUCUGACGCAGUUCGGCGUCAUGAGCUCCAGAUCCUCACCACACCCCAGGUCCUACAGCUUCUCUGGUGUGUUGCUCCUCCUGUGGUUGGAAACUUUAGACCUUUCUCCCGCCUCUUCUCCCUAAUCUUAUUCUAGAAAAGUAUUCCUCCCUGGAAGGAGUAUGCUUAAAAUAGAGGUGACAUUUUGGAUACUGUUGGAAACCAGUCUCUACCCACUCCAGGGCAGUAGGAGAAAACCGACCUAUUUGGCCUCUCUUAGAAAUAGGGACAAGGGCCUCAUUGAGUUAACCAAAGGAAACAAAAUUAUAUUUCCUUCAGUUUUGGCCCUUCUUUGAAUUUAUCUGUAACUUAAUUUCACUUAUUUUUUCCUUGCCUCCGCAAGGGCCAAGGCAUGCCAGACAAGAACUAAAACGUGUACAGCCUUCAACUUUUUUACUUCCUCCCAAUUCGCUGAUGACCAUCCUUAUUCUUAUUAGCAUCUCUCACCAGGAAGGAGGCUGAGGGAGGAAGUGAAGGACGACUGUCAACGUUUCCCUUGGUAGUGGGUCAGCUCUGGAAUAAAGCAAUGCCCUUCAA
Lutra lutra (Eurasian river otter) is the source of this 3678-nucleotide messenger RNA. It is a transcript of the gene MMRN2, whose product is annotated as multimerin 2. Bases 82 to 2847 code for a protein of 921 amino acids. The record is from RefSeq and is a predicted model, not a curated record. NCBI's taxonomy places the organism in Eukaryota, Metazoa, Chordata, Mammalia, Carnivora, Mustelidae. Gene Ontology annotation, biological process: negative regulation of cell migration involved in sprouting angiogenesis; negative regulation of vascular endothelial growth factor receptor signaling pathway. The transcript has 7 exons. Gene Ontology annotation, molecular function: protein binding.